AUGGGCUGGAUGAUGAAUAAGCUGAAAAUUAACCCUGGCCAGACGGAGGUUCUUGGGGUUAGCGGAACGGCAGACCAGGGACUUCAGGUCUCACCUGCCUUGGAUGGGGUUAAAAUCCCCUUCAGAAUCGAGGGUCACAGUUUGGGAGUGCCGCUUGACACAGCAGUCACUUUAGACAACCAAGUGGCCGCCGUGGUUCGGAACGUGUUUGCCCAGCUCCAGCUGGUGCAUCAACUGCAUCUGUUCCUGGGUGCCGACCUCUCCGACUACUUCAACUACGGGUUCAACGAGGAGACGUGGAAGGCCUACUGCGAGAAGCAGCGCCGGCUCCAGCUGGGCUUGGAGCCCUCGGCCCCCGUCAGCACGGAGAAUAAGAUCACGGUUCAGCAAGGAAGAACAGGAAAUGCAGAAAAAGAACCAGAGAAUAAUAUUGUCAAGAUGGAUUUUAAAACGGAUUUUGUGGCCCUGGUCGGUGGGCGGAUAAAAGCCGGGCCUCCCCCUAACAGGAAACUGGGUGGGACCAUUGAUGUGAUUGGUGGCCAGGCAGGCACCAUCAGAAGGGUAGAAGGAAGGCGUCGCGAUAAGCAUGCCUCCGAGGAGAACCCCAUUCAGGUUCUUGGGGAUCACGGGAGCAAGUCGCAGCCUCUCCAGCAGCCUCAGCAGCCGUCGCAGCCUCAGCAGCCUCCCCAGCAGCAGCCGUUUGCACCACCGACGGGGCCUCCCCUAGGCGGUCCUCCUCCCAUAGGCGGUCCUCCUCCGCCACACUUCCUCCACCCGCCACCGCCACCGCCAGUUACUGCCGUCCCACCGCCUCUCCAUCCUCCAGGUCUUCCACCACCAGGCCCCAUUCCAGGGUUGUUUCCUCCGCCUCUCGCUCCACCACCGGCCCUCCUCAUCCCAACACUUGAUGGCCAGCCUGCCAGCUUCAGCAACCGGCAGCCACCUCCGUUUGGCUACAGCUCCACAGAUUCAGGCUUCAUCAGCUACCCACCCAUUUCAACGUCUCACGCACCCUGGGUGACCACAGUGGACAAGGCCUCCAGCGCUUCCGACGGCGGCCACUGGGAAUACUCUGUAUCUGACCGAGGGGGCAUGUCGACCCUCAAAGGCUGGUACCCCGAAGAUCAGAGAGCAGCUUGA
This is a messenger RNA of Gekko japonicus, 1140 nucleotides long. RefSeq names its product pre-mRNA 3'-end-processing factor FIP1-like. The transcript is spliced from 10 exons. The coding region runs from base 1 to 1140 and encodes 379 amino acids. Gene Ontology annotation, cellular component: mRNA cleavage and polyadenylation specificity factor complex. NCBI's taxonomy places the organism in Eukaryota, Metazoa, Chordata, Lepidosauria, Squamata, Gekkonidae. Gene Ontology annotation, molecular function: RNA binding. The record is from RefSeq and is a predicted model, not a curated record.